AUGGCCGUACCCAAGAAGAAGUUACUCGAUACCGUCUGGAACACCACGACGUUUUUGCUCACCAAGCAGCCGGAAGAUUUCGUGGAGUGUCAUCGCGUUAAAAUCGUCAUCGUCGGCAGCGGUUACACGGGUGUCGCCGUUGGAAUCGCGAUUCUCUUCAAGCGUCUCGCCUCGGAGGUGGUGUUCAUAGACGCGGACGAGGAAUUGGCGAAAGCAGAGGCGGAAGACAUCAGCCACGCGGCGGCGUUCCUCGGCAACCCGAAGAUCGUCGGUACCAAAGAUUAUUCCAUGGCUAGAGAUGCGACGGUCUGCGUGAUCACCGUUGGGGAUAGAGCUACGAGCGACGAUGACGAAGGCAGUUUGAUGGAUCAGAAUUUGAAUAUUUUUAAAGACGUUAUCCCGAAGGUCUGCAAGUAUGCACCAAACAGCAUACUUUUAAUCGUGACGGCGCCAGUGGACAUACUGUCGUAUGCAGCCAUGAAGCUCUCAGGCUUCCCACCGCACCGUGUGAUGGGAUUGGGCACAUUUUUGGACAGCUGUAGGUUUCAGUACUUCAUCGCGCAGAAGCUUGGAAUUUCGGCAAACUCGGUGCAGGCCUCUAUAAUUUGUGAAAACGGACCCACGUCUGUACCCAUCUGGUCCGCCGUGACAGUCAUGGGCAUUAAACUGAAAGACAUCAACAGAGAUAUCGGUACUAAAUCGGAUCCUGAAUCGUGGGGUGAACUACACACGAAAGUAAUCGAAUCCGAUAAAGAUCUUAUCACAAGGAAAGGAUAUCGCUGUUGGGGUACUGGUAUUUGUGCGGCGGAAGUCGUAGAUGCCAUCGUGCGAAAUACUUGUAUUUGCAUGACGGUAUCUACCUACCUAAAGGGUUGUCGACACGGUCUGGAGAAAGAUGUCUACAUGUCACUGCCCUGUAUAGUCGGCAGAAAUGGCAUACAAACGCUUCUUCGUCAUCCGUACACGCCGGAGGAGCAAGAACUUACGGAGGCCUCGUGCAGAGCCAUUUACGAGACUCAAAAGUCAAUUCUUCAUACUUUGGAGUGAAUCUUUACGAUCUCACCAAGUUCAAACGUUUUCAUCACUUUCGUCGACUCGUGCAUUCGUUGGGAAGUCCAUAAUUCUAAAAGUUCACUCGUGAACAAUGUUGUAUUGAUUAAAUUACACAAAAACCAGCAGCGAGGUGAAAUUUCG
Bombus pyrosoma is the source of this 1194-nucleotide messenger RNA. RefSeq names its product L-lactate dehydrogenase A-like 6A. Gene Ontology annotation, biological process: carboxylic acid metabolic process. The record is from RefSeq and is a predicted model, not a curated record. The transcript is spliced from 6 exons. Gene Ontology annotation, molecular function: oxidoreductase activity, acting on the CH-OH group of donors, NAD or NADP as acceptor. Bases 1 to 1047 code for a protein of 348 amino acids. NCBI's taxonomy places the organism in Eukaryota, Metazoa, Arthropoda, Insecta, Hymenoptera, Apidae.